AUGUUUACCCGGGAGCAACGCUCCGGCAUCAAUCGGUUCGUAAUAAAGGAAACUAUCCCCAAACCCCAAUUCUUUUGCCCAGUUGCAUGUUUAGCUGCAAUUGGGCUUAAGAAGAAAGCAUUGCGCCAGAUUCCGGUAGUAGUGUAUGGAUCGGGAUCGGGGAAGAGUAUUCAGGCCACCGAGUUAGGAGAGUUUGUGGACGGUGAUAAGAUACGCGUCUUCCCUAAAUGCAGCCAUGGGUUCCAUGUCAAGUGCAUAGAUACAUGGCUGGUGGCACACUCGUUGUGCCCUACUUGCCGGCAUUCAUUGCUGGACCGCCCAACAACAUCUGAUGCAGAAGAUGCCGAUGAACGAGUUAGGCCGCCAGAAGAGAAUGCUGGUGACGUCUGCCGGAAAACCCUCCCACCUGCGGGAGAUCUGAUCCACGUCGGUGUAUUUGAUGUUGUCACCGUCGUUGUAUCCAAUACAUUGAAAUUCGAUGUGCGUGGUGUUGGCUAG
Molecule: messenger RNA, 498 nt
Organism: Nelumbo nucifera (sacred lotus)
Lineage: Eukaryota; Viridiplantae; Streptophyta; Magnoliopsida; Proteales; Nelumbonaceae
Source: RefSeq, a predicted model, not a curated record